This is a messenger RNA of Schistosoma mattheei, 4048 nucleotides long. The record is from the annotation of a GenBank genome assembly. Lineage: Eukaryota; Metazoa; Platyhelminthes; Trematoda; Strigeidida; Schistosomatidae.
CUGAAUCAGUACGCAUUUCAAAUCUAUGCGUUCCUCAGUCUUAAAGGAUCUUCUAGGAAAAUUAAAGGGGGUCGAUUAUGUUAUUCUAGAGUCUGUUGCAUUUGAAAAAUUUAGUUCAUGUCUGUUGUGUUCUGGCGUAAAAAACAUAUUUCCCAUUUAUGACGUCACUGAGGAACUAGUCAACAAAACCUUCAUUUUCAUCGUAUCCUCUCCAUUUACAAAUUCGCUUCUUGAACAGAUUACGUCUGUUGUGUAUGAAAAUGGAAAGCGUUCAGGUUCUCUUAUAUUGUCCACUGUAGAAGCUACUGGGAAUUGUGAGCUUUUCAAGUUACCUCAUGUGAACGAAUAUCCGGAGUAUGAUGUGCAGUAUUUGUCUAAAGACAACAAACUGCUUACUUGCAAAAUAGAGUUCGUUUUUAGUACUCCACGAGAUGCUUUCAGAAAUUUGUAUGUCCUUCCAAAAUCGCACGCUUUACUUCCCGGUUCAGAAAAUCACUGUCCUGCGUUUUAUGAAAUCAACAGCAUCUUCUGGUCCUUGAAGAUUGUCGAGGAAGUUUAUUCAUUUGGACAGACUAGUAGUAAAGUUGCUGCACUGUUUGCUGAUUUUCCUGCUGCAGUAAGCAGAAAAAAGUCUCUUCAUGAUAGUGCUGAAAAAUGCACAGCUUCAGUUAUUUUCAUUGAUGAAUCAAUUAUUUGUGACCCAAUUGCAUGUUUAGAGCCGUAUACAAGAUCAAAUCAUUUAUUAGAUACCAUUUUCGCUGAAUUAUCUCCUGACGGUCACCAAAUCAAUGUAUCGUGGGAACACUUAUCCAAGUGCCCAUCUGAAAAUAAAAACCACGGAAAAAUUUUAUCACAUGACCUGUGUACGGAUUUAUUGCAGUCAAUGGAUGUAUCUGUAAAUCCCUUACUUGAUGAUUAUUUCAUGUUGAAAGAGCAUGCAUCACUCUCUAAAAUCCAACAAAACUUACUAAAUAUCUCUGAGUUGAUACACUAUGAGUUACCUGAAUUAUCUGAACCACCAAGAACCAAGGCAAAAUGGGCUGAUCUGUUACGAAAUCAAAUUAAGGAAUUAUUCAUACCAAUUUGUAAAUCGGGUCGUUUCGACCUUCUAAAUCAUAUUCAGUUAACGUUAGCUGUAAUUAAUACAUUCGAUUCAAUUACAAGUCGCAAUCGAUAUCAUCAUAAUGUUCACGAUGAUAUGAUUAGUUUGGAGAAGUUAUUGGUGAAGUUUGAACGUUCUUUAUUGGUUGCCAGUCAAGCUGAUGCUAAACUUAUUCAACAACUUCAAAAACCAACACAUUGUGAGCCGAUUCUAUUAAAUGCUUACAAAGAAGCCAUAAAAUUACCAAGUCUUGAUGAGAUGCUUCUCUUCGUAAUACACACAAUAAGCUUAGUACCUAUUCAUUCACCUCUCUCAGAAUCAAUUUGGUCAGCUAUUCGAAGUUUCGUGUAAAUUGGUUUGACUUUUAGGUUACACUUGUCGCUGAUUAAUCUUAGUUGGGGUGGAGUUACACUGAAUACUAUAGAGCACUAGUUAUGACUAUUUUCUAAAACCUUGAGGAUUCAUCUCAAAGUAAGUCACUAGUGUACAUACAAUUAUGGUAUUGAUGAUGAGGUUUUGUGGAGAUUAGUAUAAUUUGUUAGUAAGUCAUGAGUAUACAUUGAUGAUGAGUCCCAUGCUUGAAAAGAAAAACUGUCCAGUGCCUCCUGGUUUUCAUUGUUACCCCUGCUGAGAUCAAUCAGUGACGAGUUAUUACAAAUAUUAUCAAAUUUAGCCACUCUAGUAAUGUAGUUGAACUUGGCAACAUUUAAGUUUGGAAUACUGAAAUAAUAAGGAAGAUUUAUAGCUCAAGACGAGGAUUUUUGUAGUGUCUCAUUCUAUUAACUGAAUGGUGUAACUACGAGGCUUUUAUUAUCUUUCUAAAUACAGCAUUAUUAGUGUUUGAUUCAAGUAGGAGUGAGCUUUUCGAUUAUUCCGCUAAGUCGGUUCGUUCUGAUUAUUCUUUUUGCUUAUAAUCUUCACGUAUUAUUGUAUUUCUGUCGACUGGUUUUUUAUUGACCUCCGUCCAUCUGAUUGCUCGACAUCUUCCUUAUAGAGUGAUAAAUUAGAUCAGUGCCAAAAUAAGGUUAAGUCCAAACGUUAGUGCUACUGUGGUGUGCGCUACUUAUAUUGAUAUAAGUAGUAUAUGAUGUUAGUCGUGAACAGAAGGUCUGGCAGCAGAGAGACAAGAGGAUCGAACAGUAACGAAUGGGACAUGAUGCAAUUUGUAUGAAAAUGCAAGAACAAUGAAGUCUGGGUCAUUUUGAGACAAUUGAUGGACAUUUUGCAAAUUAAGCAUUUACUUUAUAAUUGUUAGAUUUUAUUAAUAAAUCCUGUAAUUUUGUGUUGAAUACAUCGGAUUGUCCCCACUGGUGUUCGUGUUCACUACACUGCAAGCCUAAUUAUACAGCAUCAAAAGACAGAAAACUUGUCUUUUACAAAAAGAGCCUCUCAUAUUAUGUACGAAGUGCAAUAUUACUUUAUAACUUGUACUCACUUACAGUUUGUUAGUAACCUUGAGAAACAUAGGGUAAUAUAACAUACCGAAAGACAAGUUAUCUAAUGAAGAUAAUAAACUCUAAGAUUCUAGGUUUAUGACAGGAUUUCGUCGUAUAAAAGUUAUAACUCAAAUUACACCAUUUGAAAUUUUCGAAUAUUCUUAACAAAAACAACUUUUGGUAGCCCUUAGUAUUUCCUCGAAAAAACCUAAAGACUACAAGAAUGCUUAAUGUGCUUCGUCCAGUCAAUGUUCUUUGGAAUCCGUCAAGAGAAUCAUAGAAAACAAUGUGUUAUAUGUCAAAUCCUUAUUGAAUACUUAGCAGUUAUAUCACUAAUUCCAAUGUGUUUUCAGAAGUCCUUAGAAUCUAAGGGUUAUAUUUGAACGUGUAAAUGCCUUAGUUUUCUAUACAUUAGUUAAGCUUCGACGAAAGCUUUCGCACUCCACACCUUUUGUUUUCUGCACGGAGUUCGAGUGUUCAACUAUUAGACAUCAAUAAAAAAUGUAAUUUGAUAAUCAUCAUCUCGAUCAACGUAAAGGUGGUUUCAUGCUGCACAUCUACUUUGAACAUUGUUUCCUGUUUAACUAUCAUUGUCAAGUAACUUUCCCUUGCUGUCUUAACCAUCGAUUCCACAGUUUGAUAUAAUCAAAGUUGAUGACUUUUACUUAAUUUUCUUCAUUACCUAGUAUUCUAUGAAACGUCUGUAGAAUCCCGGAAACAAGCGAUUAAAACAAGUUUUGCGAAUCUGACUAAUUUUCGUCAGUCAGUCAUUCAUUGAAACAACGUGAAGGGACAACAUUAAUUCUUCUCAGUAACUGUAUGUAGUGUCAUGCUAGCUACACAUCUGCUUGUAGAUAAAAAAUAAUACUACCUGUUCAAGACACUACUCAUAAUUCACCAUCACUACUCAAGAACUGUGUGCUUCAACUAAUACUAAUCACAUAUAUAUUAAUAUCAGCUUCUGUUAGCUUAGCUCUAAAGUCCUCCUACAUUAUUCCCUCCAGUUUAUUUACAACUAGUAAUUGUAACAUAUACUAUAGUUCAUCAUGUUGUAUAAAAAGUAAUCCAAUGAUUUCUGCACAAUCACCACUGAACAAUGAAUAGUAAGGAUUGAAAAACUUGAACACUUUAAGGGUGGAUGUCAGAUUAAUCUUCAAUUGGGUCAUUACUUUUGUGACCUGCGGUCACCGGAAGUUGAUACUGAUACGCUACCAUUUUAUGCACGAACCUAACCGGCUAGUAGAUUGAAAAAAAUAGUCCGUCAGUCAUCUACAACUUAGGACCAGGCACAUAUAUGUAUCAGUCCAAGUUGCUAUACGUCAUCAGCACAACAAGAUGAACACCAAAUUCACAGAGUCAGUUACUUCAAUGGUAGUAAUAUAUAGAAGAAAGAUUGCGCAUAAGGAUGUAAUACAAGAAGAAAGAAUUAGUUCGUAGAAAGAGAGGUAUAAAGUAAAUUUGAUCUGACGGUUUAAAGAGAGAUAAAGAGUGUAUACACCCACGCCGUUGU